This is a messenger RNA of Ruditapes philippinarum (Manila clam), 1497 nucleotides long. RefSeq names its product b(0,+)-type amino acid transporter 1-like. The coding region runs from base 1 to 1497 and encodes 498 amino acids. Gene Ontology annotation, cellular component: membrane. Gene Ontology annotation, molecular function: L-amino acid transmembrane transporter activity. NCBI's taxonomy places the organism in Eukaryota, Metazoa, Mollusca, Bivalvia, Venerida, Veneridae. The transcript has a single exon. The record is from RefSeq and is a predicted model, not a curated record. Gene Ontology annotation, biological process: amino acid transmembrane transport.
AUGGAUCAGAGCGAAAAGGCGGUGACAAGCAUCGAUGGAAAUAAAAUUGAAGUUACUGUAGAAACAGACCGCAUCCGAGUGAAAGAAAGAAUAGGGCUAUUUGGAGGUAUUGCGUUUAUCAUGGGAGCGGUGAUUGGAUCGGGAAUUUUCAUCUCUCCAAGGGGAGCAUUAAAGAAUUCUGGCUCUAUUGGGAUGAGUUUGGUCAUCUGGGCUUUAUGUGGAUUUUUGUCAAUGGUAAUUGGACUUGUCUAUGCUGAACUCGGUGUUCUUCUUCCGAAAUCUGGUGGAGAUUACACUAUCAUCAAAACAGGCAUCGGAGGUAUUCCUGCGUUUCUUAUAUCUUGGACACAGUUUACUGUAACACAAAGUGGAGGUCGUGCUGUGCUGGCUCUUGUUUUUGCGGACUAUUUCUGUGCUCCAAUAUUUGGAAAGUGCGAAGCGCCGGACAGCAUACGAAAGUCAAUAGCUGCCGUAGAGAUUUUGCUUCUUGCUAUUACGAACACAAUUAGCGUUCGUCUCGUUUCUUCUAUGCAGGGAUUAUUCACGUGUUUUAAGGUUUUGGCACUUAUCGUUAUAACCGUCGGAGGAUUUGUUUAUCUUUUCCAAGGUAAAACAGAGAAUUUCAAUGAUUCUUUCCACGGUACAACAGAUGAUAUAUCAAUAAUAACAUUAGCAAUAUACAGCUGUAUGUGGGCGUACGAUGGAUAUACAAACUUAAAUGACUUUGCUGAAGAAAUCAUUCAACCGAAGAAAAAUAUUCCAAAGGCAAUCAUUAUUUCAAUGACAUUAAUCACAAUCAUCUACAUCACGACAAAUGUUUCAUACUUUGUAAUGUUAGAAAAAUCAGAAUUUCUAGCAGUCCCAGCUGUUGCAUUCACGUGGGGCGAACGUGUCUUAGGACCUGCUGCCAUACUCAUACCGAUAAGCGUUAUGUGCUCCGUACAUGGUACCUCCAACGGCGGCUUUUUCAGCAAUGUCAGAGUACGAUUUGCAGCUGCGCGCGCAGGUCAUUUACCUGAAGUUCUUUCAUUUUUACAUCACAAAUCUCGAAUACCCUUGGCGUCUCUCUUCUUAAACACUGUUUUCUCCUUGGUUAUGCUGAUUCCUGGUGAUAUAGGAGAACUAAUCAACUUAGUAAGUUUUGUUGGUUUUUUAACAAACGUGCUUACGAUAAUCUCUUUUCUGCGAAUACGUUAUCAACGUCGAAAUGAUGAAAGGAACGAAGACGACUUUAGAAUUCCAUUAUUUAUAGCUGUACUGGCUUUGGCAAUAUGUUCAUUUAUGGUCAUAGCGCCAUUCAUAUCCAAUCCAAAAAUAGAAUUCAUCUAUGGCGCUGGCUUUGUUUUGUCCGGAAUUGUGUUGUAUAUUCCUUUUGUUUAUUUUGAAUGGCGUUUGCCUUGUUGUGAUAACAUAACUUGUUUCGUGCAACUGCUUAUGGGCAUAUGUCCCACUGUGCUUGAUCAAGAUUUGGAUCCUCGGGAGGAUAAAAGCAUGUGA